CAUGCCGAAGGGAGCGCGGCCGGCGGGGGCCAAGCAGGAGGAAUGGAAGGGGGGAGAGGAAGACCAACCGGUCAAGAAGGGCAAGAAGGACCGGAAAGGCAAAAAAUCUUUUUUCGAAGAGCUGGCGGAGGAGGAGAAGGCGGCGCCGGCUGAGCCCCCCCCGCCCCCUGAGAAGGAGACCCCGCCCCCCCCGCAGGGGUCCCGGCGCAAGCGGGACCGGCGGAAGGAGGCUCGGAGGCCGCGGGGGCGGAGCCUGAGCCCGAGGAGGAGGAGCUGAGCCGAAGGCUCCGGGCCCUGGCGGCCGCUGCCGACGAGGAGGAGGAGGAGGAGGAGGAGGAGGAAGGUCCGGGGUGGGAAUUUGGGGGGUCCCAGGAGGGGUUUGGGAUCCCUCAGUGACCCCUGGAAUGUUCCCACAGCUCCGGCGGGACGGAAAGGAGGGAGGAGGAGGAAGGUGAGGAGGGAAAGGUGGGGAAAGGGUUAAAAAAAAUGGGGGGUUGGGAGGGAAAUUAAAAAAAAAUUGGGAAUUGGAGAGGAGAAUUUUGAAAAGAAUGGGAGUUCAGGAGGGGAAUUAAAAAUAAUGGGGAUUUGGGAGGGGAAUUUAAAAAAAAAAAUGGGAUUUGGGAGGGGAAUUUAGAAAAAAGUGGGGAUUUGGGAGGGAAAUUUUUCAUAUAAUGGGAAUUUGAGGGAGAAAUUCUCCAAAAAAAUGGGAAUCUGGGAGGGAGAUUUCAAAAAAAUGGGGAGUUGGGAGAAAAUUUAGAAAAAAACGGGAACUUGAAAGGAAAACUUGCUGGAAAAUGAGGAAAAAAUUCAAUAAAAAUCUCAAAUUUUGGGAGAGUUGUAGGGUUGGAAAUGGAAUUUUUUGUUUUUUUUUAAUUAGGGUGGGAAUGUUUUUGCUGCGCUGAGCCAGGAGCAGAGUGAGGAGGAGGAGGAGGAGGAAGAGGAAGAGAAAGGAAAAAAAACAUCCAAGGGGAAAAGUGCCAAGGUGGGAAGGAAAAAACACCCCAGAAGUCCUGGAAAAAAAAAAAAAAUCUAAAAUUUCUGGGAAAAAUCCCAAAAUGUCUGGAAAAAAACAUCUCCAAAUUUCUGGAAUAAAAAAAUCCCAAAACUACCCAAAAAAAAAAAAAAAAAAAAAGCAAAAAAAACCAAACCCAAAUCUGUCAAAAAAAUCCCCAAAAUUCCAGUGGGGAAAAAAAACCCCCAAAUUCCCCAAAAAAAAAAAAAAACCAAAUCCCCCCAAAAAACCCCACAACAAAAUUCCCUGAAAAAAAAAAAAAAUUUAAAAAAUUACCUGAAAAAAAGCCACAAAAUCUCUGAAAAAAAAAAAAAACCAAAAACCUCCCAAAAUUUGGGAAUUCCCCAGGAGGAAGAGGAGGGUGAGAAGAAGAAGAAAAACCGAAAGCACGAGAAACCCAAAGGGAAGAGACAGGGGAAAUCUCCCAGCGAUGAUGAGGCCGAAGGCUCCGAGGAGGCCAAGGGGAAAAAG
Molecule: messenger RNA, 1483 nt
Organism: Cinclus cinclus
Lineage: Eukaryota; Metazoa; Chordata; Aves; Passeriformes; Cinclidae
Product: ATP-binding cassette sub-family F member 1-like
Exons: 5
Coding region: 2-277 (91 amino acids)
Source: RefSeq, a predicted model, not a curated record